AUGAGUGAGAUGAGGAAAGACAACGCUGUCGUCGAAGUCUCGGUCUACGCGCUUGCGCUUACGCUCAACGGUCUCUUCUCUCUUUCCGCUGCUCAAUCCACAUCUUCCAUAGGCUCCGUGGCGCAAUAA
Messenger RNA from Ascochyta rabiei, 129 nucleotides. RefSeq lists its product as uncharacterized. NCBI's taxonomy places the organism in Eukaryota, Fungi, Ascomycota, Dothideomycetes, Pleosporales, Didymellaceae. The coding region runs from base 1 to 129 and encodes 42 amino acids. The transcript is spliced from 2 exons. The record is from RefSeq and is a predicted model, not a curated record.